AAACUUGUGUAAAUUCUGUGUUUGAUCUAAGAUCAAGAGUAGAUUCAUUUGCAAAUUUCUCUGAAAAUACUCUGUGAGAGUUGAUUUGUGUUUGUUCUUCAAGUGAUCUUAGAACAGAUCAUUACAGUGAGUUCUUGAUAAGUGUUGAGGUUCAGCAGGCCAGAACUUGAAGUUGCUUGUGAAGAUUUCAUUAACAUAAUUGGGGUCUUUUACAGACAGUAAAGUCUACAAAGGCACAAUGAUGAAUGGGCACGAAAUUUCUGUUUUCUCACUUAUUAUUUCAGAAAAUCAAUGGACAACCUACUUCGAGCUUCAGUUUCAGAAUGAGGUUGCAGAUUUUGCAAGGUUAAAUAAUGAGAACACUGUCAUGUUGUUGGCGCAUUGCAGAGAAAGCGAACCAUUAUCAAGGAUGCUUCUUUUAGAAUACACAUCAAAUGGAACACUAUAUGAGCCUCUUCAUUGCUAUGGAGCAUCUGAAAAAACCCGAGAAUAUGAGCCAAAUAGUAGACCCUCAAUUGAAAAAUGUCAAGCCUGAUGAUCUCUCUGCAGUGUACAAGUAUGCAGUACAAUUAGUCUUUGCAUUGAACUUGAAGCAUCUGAGAGAGGCCUUCCACGGAAAUAAUUACUGAAAUGUUGGAGGAUGGAAUUAAGACCUCACCAGCUGCUCUUUACUAGGAUUCUCAUCUGGCAUGGGCUAAAUUGGCCUUAACAUCAUAAUAGGUACUUUUUUUUCUUUUCCAAGUGCAAAUGCAUGUAGUAUACACUCUAGUUAGCUUAUUCCUUGGUUUGUGUUUUGUUUCAGUUUUGGUAAUUCAUUUUCUAGGAAGCAGGUUCAUGACCAUGGGGUAUUUAUUAAGAGAUUUAAUGUUCUGUUUUA
Dioscorea cayenensis subsp. rotundata (Guinea yam) is the source of this 877-nucleotide messenger RNA. Its product is annotated as probable LRR receptor-like serine/threonine-protein kinase At1g63430. The record is from RefSeq and is a predicted model, not a curated record. The coding region runs from base 239 to 535 and encodes 98 amino acids. Lineage: Eukaryota; Viridiplantae; Streptophyta; Magnoliopsida; Dioscoreales; Dioscoreaceae. The transcript is spliced from 3 exons.